AUGGCUGAAGAUGAAGAAGUCUGCAAAAAAGUCAUUUUUCUCAAUAAUAAGAUUCUAAUGCUUGAGAAUAACAUUAAGAAAAUGAGAUUUACCAUCACAACUGCAGGAGAUAUUGGAAAAUUGAUAAUUAAUAUUGCAGAAAUUAAUCAACAAUUUCUUUACGACUUUUUAAAUUCUAACUCUAAAAUACAAUUUGAUGAUUUGAUUAUAUCCAAUGAGUUUUAUCAACCAUGUGAAAAGGAAACUGAGGACUACUUUAAAGAUCCACUUAUUAAGAUUGAUGUUGCAGUUCUCGAUGGUAGCCAUUCCUUGUGGCCACACAUUAUUACAUAUUUAGAACUUAAAAUUGACUUAUCGAGAGAUGAUGCAUAUCAUGAGGUUCUUAGACAACUUAAUGAGAGAUUUUCAGGGAUUUUUGAUCAAUAA
Molecule: messenger RNA, 426 nt
Organism: Funneliformis geosporum
Lineage: Eukaryota; Fungi; Glomeromycota; Glomeromycetes; Glomerales; Glomeraceae
Source: the annotation of a GenBank genome assembly